AUUCGCUCUUUGACCGUCGAAGGAGAUGCUCCUUCAACGUCGGCGGUCCCGCAAUUAAUUAAACACGUUAACUAAAUUUCUUUAAUUGAAGCUGGUAUCGUGCCAUCUGACAAUUAGAUCACUAUCGUUUUGCGACAAGUUUACAUUUCUUUUGAGUGCUCGUAUGUGAACAUAAGGAUGGUUAAUAGAAUAACAGUGUAGUUGUGUUUGUGAUAAUGAGUCCUGUUGUUACUAUUCAUCAAAUUAUGGGUAACAACACAGAUGCGCAAGUGCGAAGGAAGUUGGAGCCCCAAACAAGCUGCUGGCGUCGCAUCCGAAACAGAAUCUGCGGGGCUCUUGGUCUGCCAAUCAAGCGUGGGCCAACUAAGCCAACGGAUUGGUUCUUGGAUAAAUUUUCCGGUGAAGAGAUCUUCGAUAUUGACGAGUCGGAGGAGCAGAGCGGCGGUAGCUGGCUGUGCUGCUGCAAGCGUUCAGUGGAUCCUACUCAUUCGGUCCACUAUCAUUGGCUUGCCGUGGUGUCCCUUGCCGUUCUCUAUAAUAUGGUUUUCGUGAUUGGUCGAGCCGUGUUCUGGGAGCUUGAUAAGACUUCCACUUCCUGGUUCGCGCUUGAUUACCUCUGUGACGCUAUUUAUUUGAUUGACACCGCUAUUCACAUGCACGAAGGUUAUUUGGAACAAGGGAUUAUGGUAAAGGACGCCAGGAUGCUACGGCAGAAUUACAUGAAGUCCGAUUGGUGGCCAUAUGAUUUAAUUUCAUUAAUUCCUACUGAUAUCGCAUAUUAUUGGUGGCCGCCGGGAAAUUGUGACUUUGACAGUUUGCCGUGCCCCGUUAUUGUCCGACUCAAUCGUUUGUUUCGACUGCCCCGCAUGUGGGAGUGGUUCGAUCGUACCGAGACCGCUACAAGCUAUCCGAAUGCCUUCAGAAUUUGCAAAGUCGUCAUGGCUAUAUUGGUACUUAUUCAUUGGAAUGCAUGUCUCUUUUUUGCUAUCAGCUAUGCUAUUGGGUUCGGAACAGAUAAUUGGGUAUACAAUAUAACGGGAUCGCGCAAUGAAACUUUGGCUCAUCAAUAUAUUUAUAGUUUUUAUUGGUCAACUUUGACCCUCACUACUAUUGGUGAAACUCCCCAACCCGAAAUUGAUGUCGAAUACAUAUUUGUCGUCUUAGACUUCUUGGCGGGAGUGUUGAUUUUCGCAACAAUCGUUGGUAAUAUUGGGUCAAUGAUUUCAAAUAUGAACGUUGCUAGAGUAGAAUUUCAAAACAAAAUGGAUGGAGUAAAACAAUAUAUGGCAUUUAGAAAGGUCAGCGGUGAAUUAGAGGCGAGAGUGAUCCGAUGGUUUGCUUACACAUGGGCCGAAAGUGGGGCAUUGGACGAGGAGCACGUUUUAGCGUCCCUGCCCGAUAAACUGAAGGCCGAAAUAGCGAUUCGUGUACAUCUGGAUACAUUACGAGAAGUUGAGAUUUUCAAAGAUUGCGAACCGGGAUUGUUGGAGGCACUUGUUCUAAAGCUGAAACUUCAAGUGUUUAGUCCAGGUGAUUACAUCUGCAGGAAGGGUGACGUUGGCAAAGAAAUGUAUAUCGUAAAGCGUGGACGAUUGCAAGUUGUAGCAGAUGAUGGAACCACAGUGCUGGCGACUCUAGGUGCGGGUUCUGUAUUUGGAGAAGUUAGUGUUCUGGAUAUUGCUGGAAAUAGAACUGGGAAUAGGCGAACAGCAAACGUGCGUGCACUGGGAUACUCCGAUCUAUUUUGUCUUGCUAAACGCGAUUUAUGGGAAGCUCUAGCAGAUUACCCAGAAGCCAGAGCAACUUUGACUAAGAGAGGUUGUCAGUUACUGCGAAAGGAUGGCUUGUUAGAUGAAACUGUGUUUGAAAGUGCAAAAAGAACACAGUUCAGCUUAGAAGAAAAUGUACGUAAAUUGGAAUCAACUGUUGAUCUUUUGAAUAAUCGCUUACAAGGACUAUUAGCUGAUGUAGGACAAGAACAAGCUAAGCUAAAACAACGAAUUAGCAAAAUAGAGUGCAGAUUCGAUUCGGAUGAAGAAUUUGAUUCGGACGACACAUCGCCCGAGUUACACAAUGAAAUGAGAGCUACCAGCUGCAUGGAAUCACCGUCCUGUUCAACACAGUAUGGAUCAACAGUUGACGCCAGUCAUCCGGUCCGAGAAAGAGGAUAUUCGCUCUGCGUGGACAGGUCACCGGGCCUCCUAGAAAUUACACCAGAACCACGAAGUAAAUCAUUGAGAUUAAAACGAAAGGAAAUUCCAAAUUGAAAAUAUUUCGACAUCAUUGUUGGAGUUUAAAAGUGUCAAGUAUUGAGAAAGUAGUAUUCAUUUGAUAAUAAUCAAUACGGACUAGCUGUUUUAAUCAACGUUUAUGGACGCAUAUAUCAAUGUCCUUUUUAAUAUAUUAAAAGCGUAAUAACGCAUAUAUUCAAAUGUAGUUUAAUAUUCUAUGUGUCAAGUAGUAGUUUUAUAUGUACAUCGGGUGAAUUUCCUAAUUCAAUUAAAGUUUCAUUGACAAAAUAUUUCGUUUGCUUUGCUAUCAUAUAAUUGAAUCAGGAAUAUUACUCGCUUUGUUGUGAAGUACGAGGCAAUGAUACAAGGUAUAAAUUUGUGAUGUUAUGGUUGGACAUAAUAUAUUUUGUUAGAAUAUAUAUUAUGAUGUUGCAGUAAUUGUAGGUCAAAGAUCUAUGGACAGUGAUUGAAGUGUCUUUUAAGGGUAUGUAUGUCAAUACCUUAUAUUAUUGUAUCGGUGUAACAAUCUUCAUUCUGUAUAUUAAUAUAGAUUGGCGUUUAAAACUCUUAUGUCAUAUUCGAUAUACUCUAUUUAAUAGAAUAUUUACCGAUAUAGAAGACUAAACUUCUAAAUACUUAUCUUAAACAACUUAUAUUUUUAUUUGUGAAUAGAUAUUAUCUGAGAUUAC
Messenger RNA from Pieris rapae (cabbage white), 2920 nucleotides. Its product is annotated as cyclic nucleotide-gated cation channel subunit A. The transcript has 8 exons. Gene Ontology annotation, cellular component: intracellular cyclic nucleotide activated cation channel complex; plasma membrane. The record is from RefSeq and is a predicted model, not a curated record. Gene Ontology annotation, molecular function: intracellularly cGMP-activated cation channel activity; cGMP binding; intracellularly cAMP-activated cation channel activity. Lineage: Eukaryota; Metazoa; Arthropoda; Insecta; Lepidoptera; Pieridae. Gene Ontology annotation, biological process: monoatomic cation transmembrane transport. The coding region runs from base 216 to 2267 and encodes 683 amino acids.